Messenger RNA from Cetraspora pellucida, 778 nucleotides. Lineage: Eukaryota; Fungi; Glomeromycota; Glomeromycetes; Diversisporales; Gigasporaceae. The record is from the annotation of a GenBank genome assembly.
UUUGCUUGAAAUUGAUUUCGAACAUCGUUGGAUGCGAUUUGUUGAAUUUGUUGAACCAUUCCCUAAGGCGCAUCGAUAUGCAAUAGAAACACUUUACCCUACACGUCAUAGCUGGGCAGUCUGCUAUACUCAAACUCACUUUACCGCUGGUAUUCAAAGUACCCAGAGAGUAGAGGGCAUAAAUGCCAUUAUUAAGAGGGAAGUCUUCCUCAUAUCACAAGCUGGUAUUUUUCAGGCAUUGAUUCCUUACUUAAAGAAGAAUAUUACUGAGAAUGGAUGUCUUGAAGAUGAUUAUGAAAGGCGUCAAACAAGUCUUAAGGUGUUGCUUCGCACCUUACGACGUGAAGAUGUUGAGCAAAUUUGGAUUGUUACGCCCCAAGAAUUAUUUCCUGGCCACUUUAACAAUCAUGUUAAUAGUAAGAUUAAUGAAGAAGAUAAGGAUAUUGCUUUGCUCCCAUCAAUUAGACUAUGUAAACCUAACCAACCUUCGGCAUCUAUCAACACUUCACAUGUGGUUGAUUUUCGACACUUGUCAUGUUUUCGUGUAGAUAAUGUACUUACUCCUGCUUUACAGAAAUCUGUUAGUGAAAAAAUGCGUUGGUCUAAAGGAUAUGGACUAUCAAAAAAGGCGCUAAAUCUGAUGAUAAGACUUAACUGUAAUGAGGAAUUUUUUGAUAUGAUGGAGGGAUUUAUUUCAUCCAAGACGCAUGAAUUAAAACUUGCUAAUGAAGAAAACAAUGAUUCUGAAUCUACUCGACCUAUUGCUGAGUCUCAACCA